AUGCCACCAGUAAGAAGAGGAAGGACACCCCAGGAAAAAUUGCGCGCUUACAACGAUAAAAAUGCGGAGGAUCCCACCCUAAUCUACAAAGGCGAACGCUGUCCCGACGCGAAAAUCUGCGUCUUAUCGCGUGUCAUAUGGAUCCGAGGGGAGAACAAGUUUGCGGACGCAGUCGUGGUUUCGGGUCCUACUCUCGCCGGCGAAGGUCAACGCGAGAGGAUCGUGGUUGCAGAGAACGCGAAUAGUCGAUACCACUGGCAUGCGUAUUUUGUUCGAUAUUUGAAUGAUGGGGAGACUCGGGCUCAUGUCUCGGAUAGGCCGGUGGCAGAGUCUGAUCUGGUUGAGAGGGCCUAUCCUAAUCCCAAGGUAGAUCGGCCAGGCUCUAUGAAUAAUUAA
This is a messenger RNA of Botrytis byssoidea, 396 nucleotides long. RefSeq lists its product as uncharacterized. NCBI's taxonomy places the organism in Eukaryota, Fungi, Ascomycota, Leotiomycetes, Helotiales, Sclerotiniaceae. The transcript has 2 exons. The record is from RefSeq and is a predicted model, not a curated record. Bases 1 to 396 code for a protein of 131 amino acids.